This is a messenger RNA of Hansenula ciferrii, 951 nucleotides long. RefSeq lists its product as uncharacterized. Lineage: Eukaryota; Fungi; Ascomycota; Saccharomycetes; Phaffomycetales; Wickerhamomycetaceae. Gene Ontology annotation, biological process: translational initiation. Gene Ontology annotation, cellular component: eukaryotic translation initiation factor 3 complex, eIF3m. The coding region runs from base 1 to 951 and encodes 316 amino acids. The record is from RefSeq and is a predicted model, not a curated record. The transcript has a single exon. Gene Ontology annotation, molecular function: translation initiation factor activity; translation initiation factor binding; metallopeptidase activity.
AUGUCCCAAAGUUUAAACAUUGUGAGACCAAACGUCAGCAACGCGUUCGGUUCUCUUUCCACCGCCCCAAUCAAUGUCACUAUUCAAUCACCAGCUCUUUUCCAACUAUUAGAAUUCGCCCUUCGUUCAGAAGAAGGUAAUAGAGUCAUUGGUACUUUGUUAGGUACUCGUUCAGACGACGGUUCAGAAUUAGAUAUCAAAGAUGCAUACAUAGUACCACACCACGAAGAAGGUGAUGAAGUCACCAUUGAAGAAUAUCAUCAUAGAUCUUUAUAUCAAUUACACAAGAGAUCAAAUCCAAAAGAUUCAGUCUUGGGUUGGUUUUCAACCAAUUCUACUGUUGAUUCCUUCACUGCUCUAGUGCAUGAUUUCUAUUCAAGAAGUGCUGAUGGUACUUUCCCACAUCCAGCUGUUCAUUUAACUUUAUCAAAUGAAAAUGAUGGUGAAAUUACUUCAAUUCCAACUAUAAAUACUUAUAUUGCAUCUCCAGUGGGGGCUUCAGGUGCUACUGCUGCUAAUUUGAAAUUAGAUAAAUCAAGUUCAUAUCUUUUCACACCAAUUAAUAAUAAAUUAGCUUUUGAUAUUGCUGAAAAUUCAGUUUUAUCUUAUGCUUCAAGUGCAGUUUUUGAACAAGAAGAUUCUCAAACCAUUCCAUUAGAUAAUUCUUCAGUUGAUUUAAAACAAUUGGUUGAUCAUUUAAAUAAAAUUGAUUUAUUAAUUGGAAGUACGCUAAAAUAUAUUGAACAAAUUGAAAAGAAAGAAAUUAAAGGUGAUGAAGAAUUUGCUAAAUUUUUAUUAACAAAUUUGAAAACAAACUUAAAUUCAAUCAAUUUAGAACAAUUAGAAAAAUCUUUCAACCAUCAUAUACAAGAUACUUUAAUGAUCGAAUACUUGGCAAGUUCUGUCAAAGCUCAAUUAGAAUUAUCAGCUAAAUUAACCACUUUAAUCUAA